CUAUCUACGUUCAGUCACUUGCUAGGCACCCGAGAGUUAACGCACAGAAAACCAAUGGCGCCAAAGAGGGAAAAUCUUGCCGCUGUAGUGCACGGUCCAAACGAUCUCCGGCUGGAGGCACGACCUAUCCCAGAGCCAGCGUUCAAUGAAGUGGUAGUCGAGGUAGAUUGUUGUGGAAUUUGCGGAACCGAUAUCCACUUUCUCAAAGAUGGUGGCUUCGGUGCACAGAGGUUGAUUAAGCCGAUAGUGCUCGGACAUGAGUCGGCCGGAGUUGUGCGUAGAGUUGGCAGUCAGGUGACUCAUCUGAAAGUUGGUGAUCGGGUUGCGAUCGAACCUGCAGCAGGCUGUCGGUCAUGUGAUUUGUGUAAAGUUGGCAAGUACAACAUUUGUCUGGAUGGUAAGCACUGUACCACCCAAAAGCAUGAUGGGAACUGCUCAAACUUUUAUGCACAGUACGCGGACUGUUGCUUCAAGCUGCCUGAUCAUGUAACGAUGGAGGAAGGUGCGCUGGUCGAGCCUUUGGCGGUAGCGGUUUAUGCCGGUAGACGAGCUAAGAUUGGUCUAGGAAAUAAAGUGAUCAUCUUCGGGGCAGGGCCAAUCGGUUUGGUGUGCCUGAUUGCCGCGAAGGCAAUGGGUGCCACAAAGACGGUUAUUUUAGACUUAGAGCACGCCACACAUCGAUUGGAUGUUGCCAGAAAGCUGGGCGUGACGGGGGUGAUUGCAAUCAAGAAAGACGACAAAGAGGAUGAUUUGGUGCGGAAAAUCCACGAUGUGUUGGAUGGCCCAGCAGAUCGUGUGCUCGAGUGCACUGGCUCCCAGCCUGGGAUUAGAAUUGCUAUCAAAGCUACUAGGAACGCCGGUAGGAUCUGUUUGGUAGGAUUGGGAAACAAAGACGUUCUGUUGCCGAUGGUGGAGGCUACUUCGAGAGAGAUUGACAUCGCCACAUGCAUGCGCUAUAAUCACGAUUACCCAGCAGCUCUGGAGAUCGUAGCUAGCGGAUACGUCGACGUGAAACCAUUGGUAUCACACCAUUUCGAUCUGGCGAACAUCCAUGAGGCAUUUCGAGUGGCCAGUCAGGGCGAAGGCGUUAAGAUUAUGAUACAUUUGGUCCCAAGAGACACUUACAAUAUGAAAAAGUUUACUAACUAAGCAAGAAUGAUUUUCUUUCUGGUUGAAAUACAACAGUAAAUAAAUGAAUGAAUGUAAAUAA
Messenger RNA from Toxorhynchites rutilus septentrionalis, 1210 nucleotides. Its product is annotated as sorbitol dehydrogenase-like. Gene Ontology annotation, molecular function: L-iditol 2-dehydrogenase (NAD+) activity; zinc ion binding. Gene Ontology annotation, biological process: D-sorbitol catabolic process. Bases 55 to 1149 code for a protein of 364 amino acids. The record is from RefSeq and is a predicted model, not a curated record. NCBI's taxonomy places the organism in Eukaryota, Metazoa, Arthropoda, Insecta, Diptera, Culicidae. The transcript is spliced from 2 exons.